UUCUUUGUAUACAAAGGCAGGCUAUGAUUCUUUGGCUAACAAAAAUUCUCUUUGUGGUAAACGUCUAACGAUAAGUAUGCUAAAAAUUAGAAGUGACCAUUAUAGUGUCAAUAUCACUCGUUACUUCUGGUUCUGUGGUCAAUAAUCUAAGGAUUUGCUAAGGAUGAGAUGUUACGGGCAACCGCAGAUUUGAUUUUGUAUUCGGGACAUAUUAUAUACAGUAAAAGUGUCGGCCUCGCAAAUAAUUUAUUAUAAAUUGUAAACUCUUUACUUACAGCGUCAAUAUUUUAUAAAACUUCUUGCCUGACAUUAGCGUGUUUACAAUGUUUUUGAGUCGGUGCAUGUAUAUUUUCGUAUUUCUCCUUAGUUUACCAUUUCUAAUUAGUGCUGAUGAUUUUAACGAAGAGUUAUUCAUAAAGCCGUUGUUGCCUAUGCAUUUAUAUGUUUAUUUUCAAUUUACUACUCUGACUAAUGGAGAAACACCUUUUGAGCAUUCACAUUUAGCACCUCGCUCAUUAAGGGAAGUUAUGUCACGUUUUCAAGUUGAAGAAUUACAUUUAACAUUGACUGAAGGCCAAUGGAGGCACAAUCAAUGGGGAUAUCCAGUGUUGGAUGCUGCUCCUGGUGCAGAGCUAUAUGCUUGGUUUUCACCUGAAGUUACCAACAUAGAUAAUCAAUGGAAGAAAUUAACUUCAACACUAGCAGGACUCUUUUGUGCUUCCCUUAAUUUCAUUGAAAAUCAAAAUACUAUAAAUCCACAAAUGUCUCUAUGGCCAUCUGGAGCCACAGAACAUCUUUCAAAUUCUUCAUCAUAUUUAAGAUAUGCAUCAUUGCCAAGAGAAAUUGUAUGCACUGAAAAUUUAACACCAUGGAAAAAAUUAUUACCAUGUGAAUCUAGUCAUGGAUUUUCCUCUCUAUUAAACUCAAGACUGAUCCAUAAUACAAAUUAUCAUUCCGUUGGAGUUCAUGUUAGAAAAAUUUGUGCAAAUACUGCAUGCACUGAAACAUUUAUUGAGAUCAAACAAACUGUUGCACUUGUAUAUGAUUUUAAAAUACUGAAUAGUAUUAAUUGGUCAUUUAAGUUAUUGUUUGGGCAAGGUUUACUUGGUGGAUGUCCACUUGCCUCAUCAAGUAAAAUUUAUAUUGAUAUAACUUCAAAUAGUACUACACACUUCAAGCUGACACCACCUCCAAAUAAAAUUGUUGAAUCACACAGGGGUGGUAGUGAAGUAACAUUAGCCAUUUAUGAAAUAAAGCCAGAUACAGCAAUGCUUAAUAUUGCAGCCAAACAAGGAACAAACAACAGGGUUAUUUUGAAUAUUCCACCUCCUUUAUAUUUCAACCGUUAUGUGUUAGGUUACGGUAAAGAAUUUGGAGGUAUUGUAACUGAAAUUGUUAACAAUUAUUGGGCACCAAUUGAUAUUGUUUUGUUAGAGAAUGCACCUUGGUGGCUACCUAUACAACUGAGUACCCUGAGAAUUAAUGGAAAGGCUAAAAGCAAACUAGUCAUGGGUCAGUAUUAUUCACCUGGGAGGAGUAGACAAAAACCAUAUCAUUUAGAGUUACUUCUUCGGCUACCUCCGAAGUCCACAACAACAGUAACAAUAGACUUUGAAUUUGUUUUUCUGAAAUGGCAAGAGUAUCCACCUGAUGCAAACCAUGGUUUCUAUAUUGGUUCAGCACUAAUAACUGCCAACCUCCCAACUGCAAAAAACUUUACAGGUCUCCCUAUUGAAGGAGUUACAUUUGAUUCUAUUUUUAAUGCCUCCAAGCCAUGGUACCCAGCUGUAUUCAGAACAAAUGGAGCAAUGGUGUCUCUGCCAACACCCGAUUUCAGCAUGCCAUAUAAUGUUAUAUGUCUUGCAUGUACUGUAGUUGCAUUAGCUUUCGGACCUCUACAUAACAUAUGUACCAAGGAGUUAGUUCUCAAGGCAACCGGAGCACCACUAGGACUUCGACAGAAACUUAUAAAUUUAUUUAAAAAAAAGCAAGAUUAGUCAUAUUAUUGUUAUUUAGUUAGGUGUAUUUAUUAAAAAAUUUUUGAUCAUAUAAAA
This is a messenger RNA of Leptidea sinapis, 2054 nucleotides long. RefSeq names its product GPI transamidase component PIG-T (gene PIG-T). Bases 324 to 1997 code for a protein of 557 amino acids. The transcript has 3 exons. Gene Ontology annotation, cellular component: GPI-anchor transamidase complex. Gene Ontology annotation, biological process: attachment of GPI anchor to protein. NCBI's taxonomy places the organism in Eukaryota, Metazoa, Arthropoda, Insecta, Lepidoptera, Pieridae. The record is from RefSeq and is a predicted model, not a curated record.